UGGCUCAUUGCUGUCUGCACGCGAAAGACGAGGCUGACCCAUCCUUCAGCCUUUCCUGAUAGAAUCAGACUUUUUUUGUCUUUCUGUUUUGUAUGCAUCAGUGCUGCAUUUAAGUGCCUUCUUGACCCUGCGAUGAGGCUGUAGAGGCUUUACGUGGGAACUUGUCCUGCCAUGGAAUGUCACCAAGUCGCCGGACGUUUUGCUUCCCUCUCACCGGAUGAGAGCUUCGGGUUCGCAUCCAGAGACACUGUCCGCAUCUUCUGUCACUCCAAACAGAGGCUUUAUUAACAGCCUAAAGGACAGCUAGUUAAAUCAACUCGCACUUUAAUUUUUCACUCUGAUCCAGAAACGGCAGCUUGGCAAUGCGGCGCAUCGACAAGCUGAAAAAAGCCUUCCCCUUCGUGGCACGCUUCCAUCUGUACCGUAGACUGGGCAGUGGCAUGCAGUGUGAGGAAGGAACAGAAUGGCUGCUGGAGCUGCUGAUGGAGGUGCAGCUCCAGCAGUACUUCAAGAGGAUCCGAGACGACCUCAACGUCACGCGGCUCUCGCACUUCGACUACGUCAAGAAUGAAGACUUGGAGAAAAUUGGCAUGGGUCGACCCGGCCAGAGACGUCUUUGGGAGGCCGUGAAGAGGAGGAAGGCCAAGCGGAAAACCUGGAUGAGCAAGGUGUUCAGCGGGAAGCGGAUAGAGGGAGAAUUCGCCCAGCAGGGCCAGCUGGCCUCGUCGUUCCGCAAACUGUCCCUCACGCCUCCCCUCUGUCUGGGUGAUGGCGUCCUGGACACUCAGCUACACGGCGGCGGCGGCCCACUGGACGGCCAGCAGCAGCAGGCCCUCACCUGCCUCAUCCCAGAGAAGGACCUGACUCUGUUUGAGAAGCUCGGUGACGGCUCGUUUGGUGUCGUGAAAAGAGGGGAGUGGCUGACGCCUGGAGGGAACGUGCUGAACGUGGCAGUAAAGUGCCUGAAGACGGAUGUCCUCAGUCAGCCGGACGCUCUGGAGGAUUUCAUCUGCGAGGUCAACGCCAUGCACUCCCUGGACCAUCAGAACCUCAUCCGCCUCUACGGCGUGGUUCUCACACACCCCAUGAAGAUGGUGACCGAGCUGGCUCCUCUGGGUUCUCUGCUGGAUCGCCUGCGAUGCGUUCAUCCUCAGGGCCCGGUGCUGAUCCACACUCUGUGCCAGUACGCCGUUCAGGUAGCGAGCGGCAUGGCUUACCUGGAGCAGAGACGGUUCAUCCACAGGGACCUGGCAGCGAGGAACAUCCUGCUCUCCUCAGCUAACAGAGUGAAGAUCGGGGACUUCGGCCUGAUGAGGGCGCUGCCUAACAACGACGAGCACUAUGUGAUGCAGGAGCAUCGCAAGGUUCCCUUUGCUUGGUGUGCUCCAGAGAGCUUGAAGACAAGAACGUUCUCCCACGCCACUGACACCUGGAUGUUCGGCGUCACUCUCUGGGAGAUGUUCACGCACGGCCAGGAGCCCUGGCUGGGCCUAAACGGCAGCCAGACCAUGCCUACCGACAUGUGCGCUCUGCAGGACUUCGAUGAGCUCGACAAGCUUCACAUCAAAGUCAACGACGUCAUCACCAUCAUAGAGGGGAGGGCGGAGAAUUAUUGGUGGCGAGGGCAAAACAAGCGCACCCUGAAGGUGGGGCAGUUCCCCAGGAACGUGGUGACGUCCGUCGCGGGGCUGUCGGCGCACGACAUCAGCAGGCCUCUGAAAAACAGCUUCAUCCACACGGGUCAUGGAGACACCAACCCGCAUCGCUGCUGGGGCUUCCCGGACAGGAUUGACGACCUGUACCUGGGGAAUCCCAUGGAUCCUCCUGAUGUUCUGGGAGUGGACCUCAACCCCGCUCGGUCCACACAGCUGCCAGGACGAACCAAAAAACCGUGCUACGAUCCGGUCACUGAAGACGAGGAUUCCACCUCUGCAGCACUCAGGAGAUUAUCUCUUAGGAAAACCGGUUCGCUCAAAGGUCUGAAGCUUAAACCUGCCGCGUGGGUCUCUGCUAACAAGCAGAGUGGCCGGACCUCAAGUUCAGCCCACACCCCGAGCAGCGAGGUGUCCCUUAUUGACUUCGGGGAGGAUUUCUCACUCACGCCCUCUCCUUCACCCCUGGUCGAAAACCAAAAUCCAAUGCUGGCAAAGCUAGCGCUGCAAGUGGGCAACAUCCUGGACAAGACCCCGCCUCAAAGUCCGUCCAAGUGGCUGCAGCGGCCCCUGCACCCCACGCCGGUGGUAGACUGGGACGCCCGGCCGUUACCGCCGCCGCCGGCCUACGACGACGUAGCCCAAGAUGAAGACGACAUGGAGGUGAGCUCCAUCACCAGCUCGGAGCAGCAGCUCGAACACAAUCAGACUGCUGACCACGGCGUAGACGGAGCUCUCUCCUCAGGACAGGUGACUGAAAGCGACGGCAUCAUCUCGAAAGAUCCAGAAAGACCGGUUCUGGAGGACAACCUUUUCCUUCCCAGCAAGCACAGCCACACUGUCUCCCCGUCCUUCUCCCAAUCCGCAGAGAUUUUCCAGGAACUCCAGCAGGAGUGCAUGAGGAAGCUCAACGUCCCGACAGGUGGGGUUGGUCAGUGGACCCAUCAACAGCAUCUCUCCAUCAAUGAGGACAAACCUCAGAUCCCCCCACGUGUUCCAAUACCCCCUCGCCCAAUAAAACGGGGAGACUACACGUCCGCUCGCUGGUCGAGGGACCUUUCUGUUUCCCCGAUGCUGUCGGACCCCACGUACAACAUUUCUGGCACAAGCUUGGAACGACCGCCUCAGAUCCCGCCCAGAGACCCUCUGUCCCAGCCCAACUCCCGGACGCCAAGCCCCAACUGUGCGGUGGUGGGCUCUCUGCAGCAGAGGAUCUGCUCCGUUAGCCCCUCCACCCACCAGUCCUCACACUCUUAUUGCUCCCACCUCUCCACAUCUCCUGGCAAACCUAUGCCGACCACACAUAGCUUUGCCUCGGACCCCAAAUACGCCGCCCCAAAAGUGAUCCAAGCCCAGGGGAGGGACAACACCAACAGAGGUCCCUGUAUCCUGCCCAUUGUCCGAGACGGGCAGAAAGUCAGCAACACGCACUAUUACCUCCUGCCUGAGAGGCCGCCGUACCUCGACCGUUUCGAACGCUUCUUCAGAGAGGCUGAGAACCUCCCAGGCGGCAGCAGCGCCGAGGACAGGCAUGCACGGCACACCAACACGGCCACCGUGAGACCCAUGGUGGUCACUGCCCAGACAGUUCAGGGACUCGUCCAGCCGGGAGAGCUGAAGGCUAACUUCUCCUGCAAUAACAACUUUGGCAUGAGCACACAGCGGUCAGGGAUGAAGACAUCAGUCAGUCUCCCUCGUGUGUGUUCAGACGGGCUGAUGGGUCCAACAGUGAAUUCUUCCUGCACCAGGACAGAAGACGGAGGGAACUCUCUGGACAGAGUCCAAAUGGUGCAGGAGGCUGUUCACGGCGUGACAAUAGCAGAGUGUCAAGCCGCCCUCCAGAGCAACAGCUGGGAUGUCCAGAAGGCUGUGCAUUACCUAAAGGUGGAGCAGUUGUUCUGUUUGGGUCUGAGGAACCGGUCUGAGUGUGUAAAGCUGCUGGAGAUGUGUGACUGGAACCUGGAGAAGGCCAGCACUCAGAUAUUAGAAGAUUAUGGAAGACAAAGAUGAUGACUGAAGCUUGGACUCCUCUUCAGCCGAUCGCCGUCGACUUCAGUCGAGAAGAGAAGACGAGAAGCACAAACUGGUGAACUUUGAUCUGAACCCAUCGGUCAUAAUCACAGACACUGGAGCGGAAAACUAAAGUAUCCGAGUCGCUGUCUGACCUUCAUGUGGACUGUUGAUGUAAUUGUUGCACUUAGUUACAAAGACCUCGAAUCUGACCGUCUGGCAGGCCAGGGAGGAAGGAACGAACGGUCCCAGACAGAAAGACGGCACUCUGAGCUGUAACGGUUUACAGAAAGAAACAAAUAAAACAACAACAACAACAAAAAAGACGGAAUAAUGUUCUCAGAACGCAGAGUCAGCACAAAACCCCAAACCGCAUGCAUCUGUUUUGUUAAAGGUGAAGCUCAUCUGCUGGCAGCUGGAUCACCACUUAGCUCUAGAGAGAAAAAAGGACAAUAAAGUGUUUAAUUGGCUGGUGGGCAACUAUUGUGGAGGAAAUAUUUGUGUUUCUGUGUCAAGCUAGAUGUUUGUUGAGAGUUACGCUGCUGGAAGCUGGAGAGUGUGAGGUGGAGGGAGGGAGGAAACACGGUUACAAAUAAUAAUAAUAAAAAAAAACUUUGACUUUAUAGUUUGAAGAAGGAAGUGAGUCGCAAUGCGGUGCUUCGCUCUCUGCUUAUAGAAACACAUAAAACCUCUUGGAAAAUGAUGAAUAGAUGUUGGGGAGGAAGAGAAAAGGCCAAACAAGCACUUAAGAUGAUGAUAUUUAAAAGAUAUGAAUACGCUUUACAGGGAGAAAUACAUGCUAUUCAGCAUGUAAUGUAAUUAUUAUUUUUUUCCUGAGUAAAGAUUGUAUAUAAUAUAUUUUAUUUUGCAUCUUCCCUUAAACAAAAAAGAUUGUAUACAAGACAACACGGUGUGUGGAAUAUUACCGAACUCCAGGUACAACCGGCCCUCAUUUCCUCCCUGUAAGCACUUCGCCCUGAGAGGACUCCCAUGCAUCAGCCGAAAACCUCAGCCUGUGCAGUUUUCCGCAUGCGCCCCCAGACCUUGUUGGCAGCUAAUAAUGGCGGGGAGAGUGAAGUUUUUUGCUCCGUAAUCAUCACUUCCCGGCGGUCCUGCGACGCUUUCAGUCAGCAGCUUUACGGGGCCGAUCAUUUCCAACUGGCAGGGUAAAGUCAGACUCACUGUGGGAGAAACUUUUUUUUUUCUUCUCACUCUGUAUUGUCAUUGCAAAAGGAGUAUUACAGAUGCACUGAAUAAGUUGGAACUGCGGGGGGGAAAUGGUUGAAAUUUAAAUGGAUGUUUCAGGACUUUUGAGUUGCGGUUCUUUUAAAAGGUUCCUUUUAUUUAGCCUCAGUUUUUUUGAUUGGAGGAUGAAGCAAACGGCGAGUCUGAAGGGGAGGGAGGCCAAAGUGGGCUUUUACCAUCGUAAACCGACUCAAAAUGUGUCAGAGCGGUUUAUGAGAAUGCUGUUUUAUGGGCCAUAACGCUACAGCCAUAUUCACACAGAAGCCGGCUCUUAUUUUCUUGGGGAAACGGAGGCUAGGAGACACUGCACUGCCAAUGAUUUUGCUUUGUGGAAAAGGGAGACAAACAUGAGUUGUAGAGCAUUUCUGGUCAGAUUAACCACCUGCUAGAGAAGUAAAAUGGGGCGGAAAAAUCUAAACAUUUACUUGAACUGUUCAUAUAAAUCUUUGCUUUUUUUUUUUUUUAUGCCACUUCGCUUUUAUUUCAUGUAGGAAGAUUAUUGAUGGCGCACUACCUCCGAACUCCAUUUCCUGUAGCGGGGCGGGGGGGAUCUUUUGCAAACAUGAGAAUGGUUUAAGGGUUCGUAAAGCCAGCCCGUCCCAGAUUAGCUGUGCGCUUCAGCCUCCUGGAUUUAUGCCACAUGAAGAGUUAAGCUGCAGUGUGAAACAUUUUAUAAAAAAAUGUUUUUACAUAUUUGUUAAAACUGUCAGUUGGCACUGGGGGAUGGCGGAAGAGCUCAUUUCAUUUAUUUUUCUUCUCACAUCAUCGAUCUCAUAUCAAACUAUCACAACAAAAUGAUAGUUUUAAUAAAUAUACUUUUAUUUUUUAUAAAAGUUACACCCAGCAGCUUCAUUUAGGCUGAACUUCAGAAUCUUUAUGGAAACCACCUUGAGUAUUGUAGAGAGUUUUUUUUAGGUUUGUUUUGUUUUUGUUUUUUUACAGCAAUGGUUUCCCUACAUGUUGUCACAAUAAGUUUGUAUAAAACUGCUUAAAUCCUCUGAAAGGCUAACAGCUUGGAGAGGCUAAGCUAUGUAAUUUAGCUUUUUUGACUGAUCUGUGUCAGCUCUAGUACCAGGGAUGUUUUCUAUUAUAAAUCUUUCCUCUGAUCUGAACCUCAUUAAAAAAAAAAAAAAUCAAAACUAUCCUUUUAAAAGACCUAGAAGAAGCAGGAUGUAAAGGAUCUCACGGUCUGCGUUCAACACACUCACCUGUACGCUCACUGGGUCUGUUUGACGUCUCCGAUAAGCUAACCGACAGGAGCAUCCGACCAUUUUCACGUCUGUGCAGACUGGUUCUGACUAACCGACUGUUUCCAGGGUUAAAGGAUGACAUUGCAAAGGAGAACAUCAGGGCUUUCCUCUGGUUUGGACUCUCUCUCUCUCAGGUAACAUGUUACCUGUUCAUGUGCUGUUUGUCUUCACAACGAGCUGCUGUAGUUUCUGUUUUUUAGGACUGAAGUGAACCUGGGGAUCUCUCCCACACCUCCAAUUUAUAUGUUUAUCUCUGUAGAUUUUUUUUCUUUCUUCUGUCAGAUUUGUUUCUGUAGAACCUUAUUUUUAUUUAGUCUUCUCUCUUCAUUCUGCUGUCUCCUCUUUGCACUCUGUGUUGAUCUGAAAGACUCCUUUAAAGUUGCUCUUUAUUGUUUCUCUUUUCGCCAUUGAUGGAAACAAAGUUCAUGCUGCCGAAUUUACAGAUGUAUUUUUUAUUAAAGAAAGGAGUAAUUUUUGUA
This is a messenger RNA of Poeciliopsis prolifica (blackstripe livebearer), 6636 nucleotides long. It is a transcript of the gene tnk2b, whose product is annotated as tyrosine kinase, non-receptor, 2b. The transcript has 16 exons. Gene Ontology annotation, molecular function: ATP binding; protein binding; protein tyrosine kinase activity. Gene Ontology annotation, biological process: regulation of keratinocyte differentiation; signal transduction; protein phosphorylation. Lineage: Eukaryota; Metazoa; Chordata; Actinopteri; Cyprinodontiformes; Poeciliidae. Bases 363 to 3662 code for a protein of 1099 amino acids. The record is from RefSeq and is a predicted model, not a curated record. Gene Ontology annotation, cellular component: extrinsic component of cytoplasmic side of plasma membrane.